Molecule: messenger RNA, 2811 nt
Organism: Anopheles marshallii
Lineage: Eukaryota; Metazoa; Arthropoda; Insecta; Diptera; Culicidae
Product: xylosyltransferase oxt-like
Exons: 4
Coding region: 1-2811 (936 amino acids)
Biological process (GO): heparan sulfate proteoglycan biosynthetic process; chondroitin sulfate proteoglycan biosynthetic process
Cellular component (GO): membrane
Molecular function (GO): protein xylosyltransferase activity
Source: RefSeq, a predicted model, not a curated record
AUGCAAAAGUUCCCGCUGCGCCUACUAUGGCGCUACAAGGUGUUCGUGCUGAUUGGGUUUAUGAUCGUGGCCGCACAGAUAUUUCUAGCGUACAAGCUCCUGUGCAUGCCACUGACGGGUAACGAAACCACGGAGGAACGGGAUCUAAGCCGGCGGCUGUACGAGAAGUAUGUGCAAAAACCCUCCACCGGCACGGAUGGACUAAACCUGUCCAUGGGUGAGAACGAUAAACGAACGGCCGAUGGUACGGGACGGCAUGGACGAGACGUGAAGGAGGGCAAUCCGAACCAGCACGUGCUAAGGUUGGACGAGCUCGACUUUGUGCCACCGUGCGAGCUGACACGGAAGGAAACCGUAUCUGCCAUCCACCGAGCCAAGAGCCAGUCGUGCAAAGCGAAAAUUGUGGAAGUGGCAUGUGAAAUUCAGGCCGGAAAAUUCUACCCCCAACGGCUACCGAACUACUGUCCGCGAGGUGAUCAUUCGCCAAACCGAGCGCUUGGAUGCUUCCGGGAUGAGAAGAACUUCCGCAUCCUGUCGGGAUAUUAUUCCACCUUCAAGACGAACAAUUCGCCGGAAAAGUGCAUACGGUUGUGUCUACAGUCGGGCUACCCGUUUGCGGGUGUACAGUAUGGCUACGAAUGUUUCUGUGGCGACGAGCUACCAAAAGCAUCGGCCAAACUACCGGACUCUAGCUGCAAUAUCAAAUGUCCCGGUGAUCCAAAGCAAGCCUGCGGUGGAUAUUUCGCAAUCAACGUUUACGAAACAGGCAUACGCAAAUUUGCUGCUCAAAGCACCGAAACUGUUCCGAAGCACGCGGACGAAACGGUGCGAAUCGCUUUUCUGCUCACACUGAACGGACGAGCCGUUCGGCAAGUACACCGGUUGCUGAAGGCACUGUACAGUCCACGGCACUAUUACUACAUACAUAUCGAUGCGCGCCAAGAGUAUCUGUACCGCGAACUGUUGAAGCUAGAACCAAAGUUCCCCAAUAUUCGACUGGCGCGCAAACGGUUCUCCUCGAUUUGGGGCGGUGCAUCGUUGCUUCAGAUGCUGCUGUCUUCCAUGGAACACCUGCUGUACGAAACGGACUGGCACUGGGACUUUGUGCUCAAUCUCAGCGAAAGUGAUUUCCCGCUCAAAACGGUCGACCAGCUGGUUACGUUUCUAACGGCCAACCGGGGACAAAACUUCGUACGCAACCAUGGCCGGGAGGUUCAACGGUUCAUACAGAAGCAGGGCCUGGACAUGACGUUCGUUGAGUGUGACAAUCGGAUGUGGCGCAUCGGUGAUCGGACACUCCCGGCCGGCAUUACCAUCGAUGGUGGUAGCGAUUGGGUGUGUUUAUCGCGCGACUUUGCGCGCUAUGUUACGGGUGACGGUAACGCACACCGGGACGAACUGAUACGUGGCCUUUUGCGUGUGUUCCAGUACACAAUCCUACCAGCGGAAUCGUUUUUCCACACGGCACUGCGUAACUCGCGCUUCUGUCACACCUACACGAACAACAACCUGCACAUGACGAACUGGAAGCGUCAGCUCGGUUGCAAGUGCCAGUACCGCCACAUCGUGGACUGGUGCGGCUGUAGUCCGAACGAUUUCCGCACCGAGGACUGGGAACGGUUGCAGGCCAGCCAGCACAAGAAGCUCUACUUUGCCCGUAAGUUUGAAGCAAUGGUUAAUCAAGCGAUCGUGCUGCAGCUUGAGGAGUGGAUCUUCGGACCGUAUCCGGCUGACUAUCCGAAUCUACACUCGUACUGGCACAAUGUGUACCAUCACGAGGACUCCGGAUCGACGGGUGUUGGAGCACUGUUAAACGUAGCGCACAGUUUGCUCCGGGUGAAUGGACGCACCAAUCCAGUUCAGUUGUACGAACCGCGCCGGAUACGGGAAAUUACGCACUACCUCGAGCGGGACACGUACCGUGGCUUUCUGGUACGUCACGAAGCAAUAGCGCUUGAUGGGACGGAAAACGCGAUCGAGCUCGAAACAUGGAUAUCUCCUGUCGUAACGGCAAAGGUGACCCGAAACACACCGCUCGCGCGCCGUCUGAUCCAUCUCGAGGUCAGUACGGACUAUGACGAAAAGGAACAAUUGUCGCGCAACUUUCCGCGCAUCAUCGGUACCAACGCGGAACCGGCACUAAUUUUCCGGCUCGCCGCCCCGCUCGAAUCGGAACGGAUAAAGGGAGCGAACGCGACUAACUAUUCGCUCACCGUCGAGUGGAUCGAUCCGCUGGGGACGAUCGUUGCUUCUAGUCAUUUUACGAUCGAAGACAGCCCGAAUGGACCACCGCAUAGUUUUAAUCAUUUUUUGAAGGGAAGCAAACUUAAGCUACCGCUAGCGGACGGUAUUUGGGGUGCACGGUUACUGCAAGGAAAGGUUUUACUCGGUGCAACACGAUUUCUUGUUGUUGCAGCGACUUUUCGUGAGGCUAACGAACAAGCGGCCGAUGGUGAUGAUCAUGAGCAGCACACUCAUCGACAGAUUAUGCCAUUACGCCGUAGUUCGAGUGGUGCCAAUACGGCCACUAGCAAGAUCCGAGCAAAGGAUCGUAAACAAAGCCCGGUGGGACAUUCUGGUGAUCGUCAUGAUCGGAACGAUCACUGGCAGGAUGGCGAUGAGCAUCCAUUACAGCUAGACAAGCUGGUGGGACAGUUCUUUGCCAUCCGAGAAACCUGCGCAGUGAUCGCUUUCGGUGAAGAAAGAAAGCGAUCGGAGCAACAAUUUGACGAUUGUAAAUCAACCAGCUGGAGCAGCUUAGCAACGGAUCCAAAGAGUGAUAUCUACGUCGAAUCAGAGACGUCAAACUAG